AUGGCUUUAGCUCCAAGAAGUGGUUUUGGAAGAUUUUUAUUAUUGGUUAUUAUUGUAACAACAAUAUCUUAUCUUGUUCUUAAUUUAGUUUCAUUUGGAGGAACUUCAUGGAUAACAUAUACUGAUGUUCCUAUUCGUUUUGGUCUUUGGAGAGUUUGUGAUACAACAACAUCAGGUCUUUGUAAUCAAUGGGCUGAUAAUUCAUUUAAAUCAAAUAUUACUUCAAAUACAUUUCCAGCAGGAAAACCAAGUUUUAUUCAAAGUAGUCAAGCAUUAGAAAUAAUAUCUUUAAUUUUUUAUAUAUUUGCGGCUUUUCUUAUUAUUAUUGGUAUAAUUGAUCUUGAUGGAUUACCAUUUGAAAUAAUGUUUCUUGCUGCUGCUGUUCUUUUAUUUAUAAGCAUUGUAUUUAUAUCAGCAACAUUAGGUGUUAUGUCUGUACAAGGUCGUAGUAAUCAUUCGGGUGCUUUUCUUGAUUGGGCAUGGUGGAAUGGUCUUGUUGGUCUUAUUAUGACAAUAAUUUGUUUUAUUUCAUUAAUUGCUUUUGUUAUGGAUAUGAGAUUAUCUCCAUCAAAUCAUCGAAAAUCUAAAAUGAAAAGAAGUAAAAGAAAAAAAGAAGUGCAUGCUCCAUCAAUACCUCCAUGGACAACAACAACAACAACAGCAGAAAUUCGACCACCGUUUGUUCCACCACCAGUUGUUUUAACACGGUUUGUUCCACCACCAAUAUAUUCACCACCGAUUCAACCAACAAAUCAGUUAACAAGUCCACCAAUGAAUUAUCCAUAUAAUCAAGGAAUGAAUGAUUAUAAUUUAAAUAAUUAUACUGGAAAUAUUCCAAUUCAAUAUGGAAAUGUAUAUCCUUGGAUAGAUAAUAAAAUAAAUCAAACUCCAUCACCACUUAUAUCAGCAUUAGCUCAAGAUUAUGUAUUACGUGCUUAUGAUAAUCAAUAUCAAACAGAUUUACUUAUGCCAUAUGAACAAUAUAAUCAACAACCAUUUUUAAUAAAUACUUAUAUUUAA
Messenger RNA from Rotaria sp. Silwood1, 1020 nucleotides. The record is from the annotation of a GenBank genome assembly. Lineage: Eukaryota; Metazoa; Rotifera; Eurotatoria; Philodinida; Philodinidae.